Messenger RNA from Haplochromis burtoni (Burton's mouthbrooder), 4493 nucleotides. RefSeq names its product tripartite motif-containing protein 16-like protein. The record is from RefSeq and is a predicted model, not a curated record. Gene Ontology annotation, molecular function: zinc ion binding; protein binding. The transcript is spliced from 7 exons. Bases 874 to 2526 code for a protein of 550 amino acids. NCBI's taxonomy places the organism in Eukaryota, Metazoa, Chordata, Actinopteri, Cichliformes, Cichlidae.
GCACUACAUGACCACACUUUCACUUUUAAGUUUAAAUAGAGUAUUCAUUUUAGGUAUUACGUGUUAGGCCAGGCUCAGCACAGUGAAUACAUGAAUAAAACAUUCCUCGUUCCAUCUCACGAGUUCUUCAUCUUCAGAGAGACGGAAGGCAAGGUCAGGAUUUCUUUAUGUACACUCAUGAUAGUCGGAUCAUUGCUCCUUUAACAGUUGGACCUUUUUGUUGCCCUGCUGGAUUUUCAGGAUGAUAUCAUAUCUGUUUUGCCUGACUAAGUGCUUUUGCUCUGGGACCAUCAAUGAGGCUGAAUGGACAUUAAAAUCCCAGUCUAGACAAAAAACAAACAAGAAGCUCGUCAGCAUCUUCGUCUUCUUUGCUGUGCACACACCUGCGCUGUGUGUGUCGGAUCUUGUGAAAGAAAAGAGUGUUUCUGGUCUCAUAAAUGUGGUUCUUGUUGCCAGACGGCUGUUUUUGAACAGAAGGGUACAACUGAAUUUAAAUUGCCAGUUACAGAACUGUUAUACUUCUACAUCUUUUUCAGAUAUGACUUUCUUUGUUUUAUUUAAACAUUCAGGAAAUGAAAGUACAUGUAAAUUACAAAGCUUAUUUAUCACUGCUUUUCUUUGUUUUAUGUUUACCUAAAUACUGUAAUAAAGACAUUCAUGUUGGAUUUAUUUGUCCUUUCUGAAGGUUGUUGUUUACAUUUGUCUGGUCUUUGAGAUUCAAACAGCCAGUGUGGAGGAGACACAGACUCCGCCUUCCUUUUUACAAGAAUUUCAAAAGUUUUAGUCACUCCCACACACAAACACACACUUGUGAGUCAUUUGUGCAGGAAACGAAACGAAACUUGUGACAGCCCGCCUUUUUACCACAGAGACAUGGCGGAGCGUAACAUUCCUGUGAAGAUGAACCACCUCUGCUGUCAAAUUUGCAGAAACCUUCUCAGGAAUCCUGUGAUGAUUCCUUGCGGACACAACUUUUGCAUGCGCUGCAUCCAGGACCAAUGGGAUUGCGACCAGCUGAGGAACAGUCUCUGCAGGUGCCCCGAAUGUAAAUAUGAGUUUCCAUCCAGACCUCAGCUGAUCAAGAACACAACUCUAGCUGAGGUGGUGAGAGAGACAGAAAUGAGUUGUAAUAAAGAGCAGCAGUCCUCAGAAGGGAAUCGGAGAGUCCUGAAGAGACCCCGGAGCUGUGCAGAAACAUCAGAGAGCACUUUGUGUGGAAAACACAACAAGCCCCUGGAGGUUUACUGCUGCACAGAUAAGCAGAUCAUAUGUGCACAGUGUGCUUCAGCUGAGCAUGGAGGACACAGGAUCGGGUUGGUGAAGGAGGAACGGAGGCGGAAGGAGAAGGAACUUAAGGACAUGCAGACAAAGUUCAAGCAGACUCUUCAGAAGCAAGAAAGGAAAAGAGAGAUGAUGGGGGAGAUGCUCGGACAGAUUCAGGACGAGGCGAGAAAAACAGAAGCCUUCUGUGAAAGCGUCAUAGUGGGCGCCAUCGACUCCCUUCAGAAACAUUACCUGUCAGUGAAGGAAGUGAUUGCAGCUCAGGAGGAGGCGGCUGCAGCUCAGGUUCGCAUCUCGCUGAAGAGCCUGGAGGAGGAGGUGAAGCAGAUGAAGGAGAGGGAUGCUAAGCUGGACCGCCUGGCACAGACUGAGAGCCACAUCCGUUUCCUGCAGAAAUGGCCCUCUCUGAAGCUCCUCUGUGACCACUCGUUCCAGGAGCUUUCAGAGGAUCCACUCCUCCACUUUGAGCUCACAAAGAGAGCCGUUGAGCAUCUUGGGAAGCAACUGGAGGGAUUCUGUGACAAAGAAUUCGCCUCAAUCUGUAACACUGCUGAUGGUGAGGAGCAGCAGGAAUCAGCAUCAGAGAUGGAGGAAGAUGAUGUCCAGCGAAGAAGUGAAGCCAGCGUCUCACAGCCCCAUGCUAGCAGGCCUCUGGCUAAACAGAAAGUUGAGCCUAAAACCAGAGAAGAGUUCCUGCAAUAUGCGUGUGAGCUCUCUCUGGACCCCACGACAGCUCAUGAGGACCUGGUUAUUUUGAAAGGAGGGAAGAUGGUUAAGCUGUGCAAUGAGAGGUCCAAGAAUCCUAGUGUUCGUAACCCAGAGAGGUUUAUACAUCGGCGGCAGGUGCUGUGCAGGGAGGGACUGCAAGCUGACUGCUACUAUGAGGUAGAGGUGAAAGGAGACAAAGCAGAGAUCGCUCUAACCUACAAAGGAAUAAACAGAAAAUCCCGCACUACACUGUCAGCCUUCGGGGCCAAUGCAAAUUCCUGGAGUCUGGAUCUAUCUAAACAUUACUCUGUGAGCCACAAUUCUGACAGCAUCCAGCUCACUACACCACCCCGUCAUCACAGGGUUGGAAUUUAUCUUAAAUUUCAAACCGGAACUUUGUCUUUCUAUGAGGUGUCGGACAGUAUGAACUUCCUGUACAAGGUUGAAGCCGAGUUCAGAGAGCCGCUGUAUCCCGGAUUCUGGCUCGGAGAGAAAUGUUGCAUCAGGAUCUGUGAUCUGAGACAGAGCCAACUGUAAAAGAACCGAAGAGGACUGCAAACAGCUUCUUUCUACUUAAAGGGAAAUUAAAAAUAAUAUGUAUAGAUUGCUGUAUAGAUUGCACAGUGCACUGACAUGUCUGUUUCCUAUGAUGUGUGGGGUGGUUGUUAACUCUGCAGUAUAUAAAGCCCAAAUUGCCUAUAUGUGUAAGUUUGUAUAAAUUCAAUAGUAUAAAAUUGCGUUUUUAUUCAUGCUGGACAUGUUUUACUGUGGACAGAGUGCUGAAUGUAGAAGAAUGCCUUGUUUCUACGUAACCUCCAAAGGCAGGAUUUAGCAAGUACAUAUAGUUGAGGGUAUAUAUGUAUAUUCUGUUUCUAUUUAACAUUGCUUUGUGAAAUUACUGUGUCCAGAAGAGGGCGUCAUGUGUCUGCGGUUUGCCUAAUAUUCUAGCCUUGUAUGGAAUUUCAGUCAAGUCAAUAUUAAAGAACUAAAUAAACAAGUGGACAAAUAGAAAUGUAAUUAAAUGAAUCCUGAAAUAUUUUUCUAAUUAAGAAAAUGAAUAAAAAUAGAGGCCGUCUCUCUUGAUUGCCCACUUCAGGGUGGGAGAAACACCCCUGAACUGUGUUAUGAUUGUUGAUGUAACAUAGUUUGCUUACCAGAGGGCACUCUGAGCUCUUCCCUGUUGGUAACACCAGAACACUCAGCGGGAAAUUAGUAAUAAAUUAGUCAUCUAUGACCUGUUGACACAAUAAAACAAGAUUUAUUUAAACUGCAUUGCCAUAUAUUAUCUCAGUAAGGCUCAUAAAUACGUCCACAUAACAAACGUUUUGGAAAUCUGUCUAACGCAUUAGCUGAUAUAUUGGACUUAUAAAUCACCACAUAUUGGUGCUGGUCUUAAUAAUCCUCUGUUGGUCCAGCUUUACUCAAGUACUCUGUAUUUGAAAUGCAUGUUUGAUUAAGGAUGAUGGAUUUAACAGUGUGGUUAAAGGGAGAUAAUUUAAUCUAGCAGGCAGGGAAAUUGUGUAGAUUUGAUAUUGCAGUGCUGGUUGGUGAGAGUCUCGAGGAGAUUGUCAUUAGUCUGCAUUUGAACUCAUUGUCUAAUCUUCCUGUUCUGCUUGGUAUGGCAGAAUAGACUGUUUGGUCCUUAUCUUUUUAUUAAUUUCUAAUUGUGCAUAUUAAAACUGUGUGUCGUGUUUUAAAGUCUAUGGUGAUUAUUUAAAAGGCUCUGACUCUAAAAACAGUUCUUUAUAUAUCGAUUCUACCAGUUGAACCUGGUUACUAGUGUUUGUUGAUGAUGUGAGUGCUGAUGGAAGCAGCAGGAUGAGUCCUGAAGUGUACAGGGCUAUCGCUUCACAGUGUGAAUGGAUAAUGACCCAAAACAUAAUGUUCAAGCAACCCAAAAGGCAAAGAAAUAAAUGAGGACUGGCUGUUUCAGUCAUGUGAUCUCAGCUAGAGUACGACUGAUAUGGGAUUUUUGAUACCGAUAUGCGGCGGUUUAAAAAAUCGGUUUAAAAAACUAUAUUUAAACAGACAGAUCUCCCUAACAUUUGUUAUGUCUAGUUAUAUAUGAGUGCUUACUAACAUAAUAAAGCAAUACAGUUUAAAAAUACUUGUGGAUAACUCAUUUACACCCGACUCUGCUCUGAUCUGUAGUUGUGUUUAUGUUCCAGACACGUGUUGCCAACAGGGAAGUUGAAGAGUAACAUCAACACUCCCAGCGUUGCAGGUCGUCUCUUCUUCACUUUUAAAAUGUUCAUUUAUCGGCUGUAAUAAAUGCCGACACUGAUAUCUCUAGAAAAUAGUACUGGCUGAUGUAUCGAUCACCACCAACAUCUGAUAAAUCAUGUUUUACUUUGACCGAGAAUGAAUUUAAACCAAAAAAGUCCAGAAACGUCACAGCAGCUUGUCCACUCUUUAUUAGAAUAAUUUUUUUAUGGUCACAAUUUUUACAGUAUUUCUCAGUUUGAUACAUUCAUAAAAUGAAAGAGGAAAGAGAGGGAAGCUGU